CCGCCCUAUCAAGAAGGGAGGAGGCAGCGGCAGAAGUCAGAGCCCCUCCCCCGGGACGCAUUUACGACAGUUCGUGCCGUGCGGCUUUUGCCGGCUGCCGUCACGUAUUGGCUGAGUUGCGGCUGCACAAGAGGCUAGGCCACGCCCUCUGUCUACGUCACGUCCCGCCCCGUCCCACCGGCGGCGGGCCCUUUUCGCGCGGGAAAAGAAACUCAGCGGCGGCCGGGAGGCGCAAGCCUGCGGACCCUCGCCCGUGCCGCGGCGACGAUGGGGCUCCUGGAGCGCUGCAAGGAGGACUUCGGCACCGCCGACCUGUACGAGGUGCUGGGCGUGCGGCGGGAGGCCUCGGACGGCGAGAUCCGGCGCGGCUACCAUAAGGUGUCCCUGAAGGUGCACCCGGACCGCGUGGACGAGGCCGGCAAGGAAGAGGCCACCCGGCAGUUCCAGAUCCUGGGCAAAGUCUACGCGGUCCUGAGCGACUCUGAGAAGCGCGCAGUGUACGAUGAGCAAGGGACGGUGGACGAGGAGGUGGACGAGCUCAGCCAGGACCGCGACUGGCUGUCCUACUGGAGGCUGCUCUUCAAAAAGAUAACCUUAGAAGACAUUAAGACCUUUGAAGAGAAGUACAUUGGUUCUGAAGAAGAACUGACUGAUAUCAAACAAGCCUAUAUGGACUUCAAGGGCGACAUGGAUCAGAUCAUGGAGUCUAUCUUAUGUGCUGAAUACACUGCCGAGCCCAGAAUACGCAACAUCAUACAACAGGCCAUUGAUUCUGGAGAAGUUCCACCCUAUAAAGCCUUUCUCAAAGAGUCAAAGCAAAAAAUGAAUGCAAGGAAAAGAAGGGCUCAAGAAGAAGCCAAAGAAGCAGAGAAGAGCAGAAAGGAGCUGGGCCUGGGGGAGGGACCAGAAGACCUCAAAGCACUUAUCCAGAGCAGACAAAAGGAUCGGGAGAAAGAAAUGAACAGCUUUCUGGCCCAGAUGGAAGCAAAGUAUUGCAACUCUUCCAAAAAAGGAAAAAAAACAACUGACAAGAAAGGAAAGAAAUGAUGAAGACGAUGGCUUUGUUUCUUCAAUGGGUCUUCCAUUUAAUUACCCACCUCCUGGAUAAAAUAGUAAAACCUUUAUUAUUGAGGAAAAUGGUCCCCUCUGACCAAUACUAUCCAGAUCAGUGACUGUCUCAUGAGUAAUUUAUUCAGCCAUCGACCCAACCCACUUUGGUUGGUUCUGCAUUUACUCUGAAGUGUUUAUUAGCAGUUAAUCAUUUCUAUGAAAUUUCCUUCCUGGAAGAAUUUAGUUUUCAGAGAAUAUGUAUUACCAUGAGUCUUACACAAAGGGAGCUCUAGAUACAUUCUGUCAAGAAAGGAUAGAGACUUCUGGCAGAGGUCACUUAACAGGUAAUAAUGCUCCACUGAACUGGUGAGGAAAUUAAAUUCUUAAAGGAACUAGUGAACAGCUUUGUUCUAAGUGUUUCCUUGCCAGGUUUGUUUUCAUUUAUUUAUAGUGGAACGAGAUUUGUCUUAUAUUUUGCACUUUGGUGCUGGCAAAUAUUUUGAGAAUUUUUGUAAAAAAACAAAUUGCAUAUAAUAAACUAGUAAAAUAUU
Molecule: messenger RNA, 1601 nt
Organism: Dromiciops gliroides (monito del monte)
Lineage: Eukaryota; Metazoa; Chordata; Mammalia; Microbiotheria; Microbiotheriidae
Gene: DNAJC9
Product: DnaJ heat shock protein family (Hsp40) member C9
Exons: 5
Coding region: 268-1047 (259 amino acids)
Cellular component (GO): nucleus; cytoplasm
Molecular function (GO): heat shock protein binding
Source: RefSeq, a predicted model, not a curated record